This is a messenger RNA of Onthophagus taurus, 2194 nucleotides long. RefSeq lists its product as uncharacterized. The record is from RefSeq and is a predicted model, not a curated record. Lineage: Eukaryota; Metazoa; Arthropoda; Insecta; Coleoptera; Scarabaeidae.
ACAACAAACAAAUCUAACCUAAAAUAACUCUCGUAUCUUCUUUCUUUAAUUUGCUUAAAGCUGCAUUAACUUCGUUCGUAAAGCUUUGAGUUUCAACGACGAUGUACCCCAAACUAUCCAAUUCAGCGACCAAUCUGUUAUGGGCCAAAGAAUAUCUCGGUUCGUUUUGGUAAAUAGUCCCAACUCGGGUCCAAUUGAAUUUAUCUAAUAAUGAUAAUCUCGGGGGGUUAAAAGCCAUAUCGGAGGGGACUAUCCGAAAAAAAUUGGGAUUAGAGAUGGUUGGAAAUUCCUUCGCAACGAAGCGGAAUUCAUCCCGAAAUCGGAAAUGUAUUUACGAGAAGAACGUUAAAGAGCCCCAAAACAUGGAGUUGAGGAGGAGCAAAAGAGUCGCCGCGAAGAGAGUAACGAUUCCAAUUGGGUUUUUUUCGAGCGGACUUAAAUCAACUUCGACUCGAAACAACAAUAAAACAGAUUUUGGUCACGGUAGGCUCGUAUUAAGCGAAGAUUUACACGCGUUAUUAAACAACUUUAACGCAACACCGAAAUCGUCGUCUUCGUUCGACGAGGAGGGCAACGAACGUUUUGGGCGGGCAAAUUCGGACGUGGUGUUUCCCGCCGGAAUUUUGCCCGAAAAGAAAUUGGUGGGCCGCCAGAAAACUUACGCGGACAUCGCCGAUUAUUUCCGCGAGGUUUCCACCAAAAAUCCAACCCCAAAAGCGGCCAAACAAGACGGAGAAGUUCGUUUUAGCAACGAGGAAAACGAAGUUGGACUUUGCAGUCUUUGGGGGGUUUCACCGAAAAGGGCUGAAAUUAGGGGGGAAUCACAAUCGAUUUAUGAAAGAAAGUUAACUCAAAACAAAGAUUUAACUCCAAUUAACAUCUCAUUUUGCGCCAACCUCCUUCUUGAUAUCAACCCAUCUCGAAGCAACUCAAAAAAAUCGUAUUUAUUGAAAGUUCGUCAAACCACGCAAAGUUUCAACGAAAUCCUCGACGGGAAAUCCCCCUCUUUACCUUUAUUAACAUCAAAAAUGAGUACGAAGCGAUCCCUUCCUGAUGAUUACGAUGAUAAUAAUUUGGCCGCUUCGGCCGCUGUGGCAUUGGUGCCUCAAUCGCAGUGGGUUUACAGCACUCCGGAUAAAUGUGGCAUGAAAAAAUUCGUUUUUGAGGAUCGCAACAAAGAAAAAAUGGUCCCCGCUGUAAUCCAAACGACGAAAAAGAAUAAAGUUUUAUACGACAUCAAAAAUGAGUUGAUUCAAAACGUUAAUUUGAACCGAUUUGUUAAAGAUGACGCGGUUCCCAUCGAUAAGCGAUUUUUAAACCCCAUCUACCAAGAAGAUAUUUCGGUAAAACGCGUUAAAUUAGACGAAAAAGAGAAUUUUUUUAACUUUAAGGAGCCGCUAUCGAAAAAAGUUAGCGAUUUUAAUGUUUUUUUAUCGAAUAACGAAGAGAAAACGAUCGAUAUUGAAGCCCCAUCGAGUUCCCCCAUGGAUAUUUCGCUACCGUUAAGCGAAGAAUCCUUCGAUAUGAACUUAUUGGUGGAAGAUCCGUACGAAAAGGCGCCCAUUGAUUACCAACAUCAAUUAUUAUUAGCCACUCAAAGACCCUCAAAGACAACAAAAAAGAUUCCUAAGCGACACAUGUUAAAAGCGAAAAGUUUGAGUUUUGAGGCAACUCCACCUCGAGGGCGUCCUUUGGGGUUCGAACCGAAAAAGUUGGAGUGUUUGGAUGAGUUCGAAGCGCAAUUUAAUCGAUUAGGUGAAAAAAAUGAUAAUAAAGAUGAAAAAAGUGAUAAUAAUAAAGCGGAAAUUAACAUCGCGAAUUUCGUCGUUCCGGCUUUUAAGUUUUAUCCGCGAAUAAAUUACGAUUGUAAUAAAUAAUAAAUAAAUGUAAGCUUAAGUUUUGAGUUAAGUUUAAGAGUGCAAUUAAAAGGUUCUUCCGAAUGAUUAGUUUUUUUUUAUGGAAGAAAAGUGCAGUUAUAGCAAUUAAGGUUGGUUUUCUCUGUAUCAAAUAAAUUUAAAUAAAAAAAAACUUAAUAUUUUUUUAGGUUAUCAUAAUAAUGAGUUUAUUUUGUGAUUAUAUUGAUUUAAUUAAUAAUAAAAGAGUUUCUAUGAGAUAAUUUAUCGCAAAUAAUUGUAUAUAUACUAUAUAAAGUUUUAUUUUUUAAGAGAUUAAAUAAAACUACGAAUAACUAUCA